This is a messenger RNA of Acanthochromis polyacanthus (spiny chromis), 1253 nucleotides long. RefSeq names its product nicotinamide riboside kinase 2-like. The transcript has 8 exons. The record is from RefSeq and is a predicted model, not a curated record. NCBI's taxonomy places the organism in Eukaryota, Metazoa, Chordata, Actinopteri, Pomacentridae. Gene Ontology annotation, cellular component: cytoplasm. Bases 167 to 772 code for a protein of 201 amino acids.
GAGCGGCUCGCGCUUGAUACUGAAGGAAGCGGCGCACAGAAACAACAAGUAGAAGUUUCUUUGAGACUUUAAUUGUCGGAUUUUUGCCCCGAUUUUCGGCAACAAAAGCCGGAUACUGGUUCUUUCAGCAGACGGUGAGAAGGAGAACCCUGAAAAGACGACCAGGAUGAAAUACAUUAUAGGAAUUGGCGGAGUAACUAAUGGUGGUAAAACCACCCUGACAGACAAGUUGAUUAAGACUCUGCCCAACUGCUGCGUCGUGCACCAAGACGACUUUUUCAAGAAACCCGAUCAGAUAGAAGUCGGGGAGGACGGCUUUAGACAAUGGGAUGUGAUCACAGCUUUGGACAUGGAGGCCAUGACCAACACGGUAAGAGGCUGGAUGGAGAACCCCGUGAAGUUCGCCAGAUCCCACGGCGUCCCCCUGUCUUCUGCCUCCGACGUCUCAAACCCAGAUGAGCAGAUCCACAUCCUGAUUGUGGAGGGCUUCCUGCUCUACAACUACGCGCCUCUGCGGGACGUUUUUGACAAAUGUUAUUACAUCACCAUCCCCUAUGAAGAGUGCAAAAGAAGGAGAAGUAUGAGGCAGUACACCGUCCCUGACCCUCCUGGCCUGUUCGACGGCCAUGUGUGGCCCAUGUACCUGAAACACAGGAAACAGAUGGAGGACAGCAGUUUGAAUAUUGAGAACCUUGAUGGUUUGAAAUCCAAAGAGGAGAUCUACAACCAGGUGUAUGAGGACAUUCAGAACAACCUGCUCAAUCGUUUAUAGCAGGAAGACUCCUCCUCCUCAUACCUGUACAGAACCUGUAAAUACUACCGAGGAUCCAUUUUUUUAUAUGAACUUUUUCUAAUUUUAUUCUUGUUUUUGUAAAUAGUGUGAUGUCAUGUUAACUUAAUCAUUGUCUUUUUAUCAUCAAUGUUUUGUUCUUCCACUGUUAAAAUGAUCAUUACUGGGUUAUUAUUCUGUUAAACUGCUGAUUGUAUCGGACCAUUUGCCUGUUGAUCGUAUUCUCCUGCAAAUAAAUGCAUUAGUUGCUGUUAAAACACAGUAAAGCAAACAUGUUGUGUUGUUUUUGUCAUGAAGACGUAGAGUAUAUCUGCAGCUGAUGUGACCCAAACGUUUACUGUUUUCUCAGUUACUGAGUUACGUGGAACCUUUAUCUUCUAAUAUUGAAUGUUCCCUUCUAUCUUAAGUAUUGGACUAACUUCACAAGACGUUUAUUGAUUAAAUGAAGUGACAUUAAAAACUG